AUGGCGAUCACCAUCGCGCCGUACGCCAUGCGCGAAAACACAUACGAAGCCUACAACGUCCGAUUCUUCGAUCAGGACAUCUACACCACUGUAACCGCCAACUACGCCGUCGUCACCGACUGGAUCGGAGACGUCAAAAACCUCCACAGCCACGAACCCCAACUCACCGUCGGCCUCGACGUCGAGUGGCGCCCCAGCUUCGCCUCCUGGUGCAACCCCGUCGCCACGCUGCCUCGAAUCAAGGAGGACAUGGAGAAGCUGCAGACCGACUACGGGAUCGGCGGCGGCGCUCGGUACGUGGACCUGAGGGGGAUGGCGGUGGAGGUUUACAGCAGUAAGCUUAAGAAUGCGGGGUUGAAGAAGUUGGCGAGUGUUGUGUUGCGGAAGGAGGUGGAGAAGCCGCAGUGGGUGAGGGUGGGCCGUUGGGAUGCGCCGCGGCUGAGUGCGGAGCAGGUCCAGUAUGCGUGUGUGGAUGCAUAUUUGUCGUCUGAGAUCGCCAGGGCUCUCCAUUGGUUUGCCGAUCUAUGCGAACGCAUAAUCGAGCAGCUCAAGCUAGAAUUGGGAAUUUGGGACUUUAAUUAG
Molecule: messenger RNA, 582 nt
Organism: Salvia hispanica
Lineage: Eukaryota; Viridiplantae; Streptophyta; Magnoliopsida; Lamiales; Lamiaceae
Source: RefSeq, a predicted model, not a curated record